Morone saxatilis (striped sea-bass) is the source of this 1796-nucleotide messenger RNA. Its product is annotated as G-protein coupled receptor family C group 5 member C-like. The transcript is spliced from 3 exons. Gene Ontology annotation, cellular component: plasma membrane; extracellular exosome; signaling receptor complex. The record is from RefSeq and is a predicted model, not a curated record. Gene Ontology annotation, molecular function: protein kinase activator activity; G protein-coupled receptor activity. Lineage: Eukaryota; Metazoa; Chordata; Actinopteri; Moronidae. The coding region runs from base 4 to 1176 and encodes 390 amino acids. Gene Ontology annotation, biological process: G protein-coupled receptor signaling pathway.
GCCAUGGCCAGUGCCCCAAAAGGAUGUGGUUCCAGUAUCAGCUCCAUAUAUUACAACCUGUGUGACCUGACUACAGUGUGGGGGGUCGUGGUGGAGGCCGUUGCUGCUGCAGGUGUGGUGACUUCCUUUCUCCUGUUUAUCAUUCUCAUGGCCUCGUUGCCAUUUGUAACAGACAAGAAGAGAAAGGGUAUGGUGGCCCUGCAGGCGGGCAUUCUGAUCUUUACUCUGGGACUCUUUGGACUUUCUUUUGCCUUCAUUGUGGGCCGGCACUCCACUAGCUGUGCAGCACGGAGGUUCCUCUUUGGAGUACUGUUUGCAGGCUGUUUAGCCUGCCUAGCAAUGCAUGGGUUGUGGCUCGCUCUGCUGCAGCGGCGAGGCCGGGGGCCCAGGAGCUGGAUGUUAUGCCUGGGAGCCAUGGGUCUGUGGCUGGUUGAGGUGAUCAUCAACACAGAGUGGCUUAUCAUCACUAUGGUCGGGAGCCCACCCAGAGAUGUCGUUAUCCCUGACCUGUCCUGCAACAUUGCUAACCUGGACUUUGUGACGUCUCUGAUCUAUGUGAUGGUCCUGUUGAUAGCUGUGGUGCUGAUGCCUGUGCCGUCACUGACACACAAGCACAAGCAGUGGCGCCGAGAUGGAGCUUUCAUCCUGGUCACAGGGCUCCUCACCUUGGCUAUAUGGGUAGCUUGGGUUGUCAUGUACAUCUAUGGGAACAGAGUGGCUGGGAAUGACACCUGGGACGACCCUACUCUGGCUGUAGCUGUGGUGUCAAACGCCUGGGUGUUCCUAUGCCUCUACACCAUCCCAGAGAUCUGCUUACUGACCCAGGAGGACCCAGAUCAGGAAGAGCCACAUGAUGGAGAUGUUUAUCCUGCCAGGAGCAUGGUAUAUGACAACAUCCUGAAGGAGCUGGAGCCACCCCACCAGAACGUGUACAUGGAAAAUAAAGCCUUUUCUAUGGAUGAGCCUCCAGCAGUACCCACAAAGCCAGUGUCUCCAUAUGGUGCUUACAAUGGUCAGCUACGCAGUUGUGUGUACCAACCCACUGAAAUAGCCCUGAUUGCCAAGGGUCUGACUAAGAUGGACCAAGGCACGAUGUUCCCUCGAGCCAGAGCUCCUUCUUUGAAUCCAGGAAGCAGUAGCUCCCUGCCUCGUUCAAUCGAGUCCUUACCUUCUUAAGGACUGUCACACGCAGGCAGCGCGAGUCAAGAGUCACCACUCAACGCUCGGUUGUUAGAGCUAUGAAAAAAAUCUCCACCAGCGGUUUGUCCUAGUAUCAAAUAUAACAUGUCCCCCUUUCUCUUCCUACUUAACAGUGGUUAAGCUACAGCAAUAGGCGGUAAUGUGACCUAGCUCCUCUCACACACACUUCUUAUACUUUAUUUCCUCUAAUGUUCGUGCAUUGUUUGUCUGUUUUGUAUGCACAAGGGCUGAGUGACACUCAAUCAAAAGGUUGUAAAGACACUGACAAUAUAUGAGAUGGACAUCUUAUGAAGGCAAAUGUAUAAACCGCUCAAAAGUCUGGACUCGCCUGCCACAAAAGCUUGAUUCGGUACAGUCAGAUUGCUGAGAGGGCUACUCUGUUUUUGAAUGGUCUUUCACACUUUUAAGUGGUUCAAUAACAAUCUAGGGUCACUUAUGAUUUUCAAAAUUGAAGGGUAUUUGGGGGGGAAAUGGUUGCAGCAGUAUUCUCCGUGAUGCAACACUGUGGGGGCAACGCCUAAAUAGAAGUUUGAAUCAUUUAUUGAGGCUAACACUAUUUCAGAUGUAAAUGAGACAUCUGGUGUCUGAAUAGCCUA